AUGUGUGGGCGAUACGCCCUGGGCGUACGCUUGGCGUACAUCCAGCAACGCAUGCAAGAGCAAGGCAUGCAGGUGGACGAAGCACCGGAUGACGACGAAGUCAGAGAAACAUACAAUUUCGCACCGGGAAACUUUGGAGCCGUCUAUCGUGCCGAUAUCCCUGACCAAGGGCGCUCCCAUUUUGCCGACAAUGAAGACCAUAAUCCAGACAUGGAAAAGCCUAACGAUGAUCAAGAUUCAAAGUCCAAGUCUGCAGAUGAGAAGGCAAUCCGGUACAAGCUCCAAAGCAUGAAAUGGGGCCUCAUUCCUUUCUGGACGAAGCGCCAGCCAGAUUAUGGAUCCAUGAUGCGCACGAUCAACUGCCGCGAUGACUCGCUGAUCGAAGACCGUGGAAUGUGGACAACCAUGAAACGGCGCAAAAGAUGCAUCGUUAUCUGCCAAGGCUUUUAUGAAUGGCUGAAGAAAGGACCCGGAGGCAAAGAAAAGGUGCCGCACUUUAUCCGGCGCAAAGACGGGGAGCUAAUGUGCUUCGCUGGACUUUGGGAUUGCGUCUCCUACGAAGGCUCGAAUGAGAAGCUGUACACCUACACCGUUAUCACGACCUCGUCCAACCCAUACUUAAAGUUCUUGCAUGAGCGAAUGCCGGUUAUACUCGACCCGGCGAGCGAGGGAAUGAAUAAAUGGCUUGAUCCCAACACAACGACUUGGUCAAGAGAUCUGCAGUCUAUACUCAGGCCAUACGAGGGCGAGUUGGAGUGCUACCCUGUGCCCAAGGAUGUUGGUAAGGUGGGAAACAACUCUCCGGACUUUAUUGUGCCGGUCAACAGCAAGGAAAACAAGAGUAACAUCGCGAACUUCUUUGAUAAUGCUAAGAAGAAGGAAGAGAAGCUCACGGCUACAUCGGAGGCGUCUGAGACUGCUCUAAAGCAGGAGCCUGUUUCGCCAGAAGGGAAGGUUGCAAAAGAGGAGCGUCCUACCCAUGAUGAUGAGUGGAGCGAGGAUAACGCUCCAAAGCCAUCGCCUGCUGUCAAGAGAGAGUAUAGCCCAGGGAGCUCAGAUCUUGCAGAGGAAAGCAAAAAGCAAAAGACGGACUCGAAGCCUAGAGGAUCGUCGUCGCAGAAGAAAAAGCUGCGAAACGCUACCCAUAACAGUCCUACGAAGAAGUCUAGUGAGGUGAAGGCAAAAGAUGGCUCACAGCGGAUUACGAAUUUCUUCAAAAAGUAA
This is a messenger RNA of Penicillium antarcticum, 1224 nucleotides long. RefSeq names its product SOS response-associated peptidase. Gene Ontology annotation, molecular function: single-stranded DNA binding. NCBI's taxonomy places the organism in Eukaryota, Fungi, Ascomycota, Eurotiomycetes, Eurotiales, Aspergillaceae. Gene Ontology annotation, biological process: DNA damage response. Bases 1 to 1224 code for a protein of 407 amino acids. The record is from RefSeq and is a predicted model, not a curated record. The transcript is spliced from 3 exons.